CAUUAGCUUAUUCGCUACUACCUUGGUAGCAGUUUGCAAUCUUAUCUGAAUAAUCAAAUCAGAUUUGUCGUUGGAAUCAAGUCUCUUGACAUCUCUAGAGACAAAACACUUAAUUCACUUAUAUGUAAAUUUGAGCUUAUUCACGUCUUGUUUGUGUUAUUCACGUGAGAUCGUUGAUUAUUCAUAUAACUAGGUCUUGUAACCUGGUGUUUAUUCAUGCUUAUUAUUAUUCAUUCACGUGGUUAAAAAAUCAAAUUUUAAACUUUGAAAUAUAUCAAAAUUGAUGUUAUUGUGUAGAUUGUGAAAUAUUUUUAGAGAUUUAUUGAGAAUUCAAAUUUAAUUCUAUUAAAUAUAGCCAAUACAAAUUAUUAGAGGAAAAAAUCUGAAUUUUUAUUUAUAUGAACAACUUACACGGUACGUGAAUAAGUAUAGUAUUACGUGAAUAAAUCUAAAACGAACCGUUAAAAAAUAUGUGGAAAAAAAAUGGUUUUAGAUGUUAUGGUUUAGAGGUGCCAGAGAGAAUUUUUCCUUGUAGUUGCGUAUAGCAAUUAGCACCAUCCAUCGUGCCGGAACUUUCACGUGUCGUUGCAUGAACCUCUCGUCCAUAUCCUUCUUCGCGAUCUUUCUAGCGCCACGUGGUCAAAAGGUCGAAAGUUAAUCCGGUGCUCUAGAGACCACUGGUAGUAUCGUGGUUUUGCGCCAAAAACGAAAUGAAGUCAAUGGCUGCUCUGGGUUAUAGCACGAUGAUACAGUUAUCGGCAGCUGCAGCAUCAACAAGAGUAAAGCUGCAUUCGUCGAUACUCCGAUUCAGCUUCGACUCUUCCGUGUCUCUGAAGGAUAAUAGCCGUCGCUGCCGAUUCCCUGGCCGACGAUCGGUUGCUUCUGCUUCGCCUGUUCGCGCCAUGGGUUCCUCUGCUUCUUCCUCAAAACCAGAAAACGUUCAAGAUACGCAGAAGGCCGUUCCGUCGAGUGAUGAAGAAUGGAAGAAGAAGCUUACGCCGGAACAGUUCUACGUGACUCGUCAGAAGGGAACCGAGAGGGCUUUCACCGGGGAAUACUACAACACCAAAACCCCAGGAACAUACCACUGCAUAUGCUGCGACACGCCGCUGUUCGAAUCAUCGACCAAGUUCGACAGUGGAACUGGGUGGCCAUCUUACUACCAGCCAAUAGGGAACAAUGUGAAUUCGAAGCUGGACUUGUCGAUCAUUUUCAUGCCCAGGACGGAAGUCCUGUGUGCCGCCUGUGAUGCUCAUCUAGGGCAUGUGUUUGAUGAUGGUCCGCCACCAACUGGCCAACGCUACUGCAUAAACAGCGCGGCACUAAAACUAAAGCCCAUGGAGAAAUGAAGCUUCUGCUCAACAAAGGUUGGAGCCUUAAGACAGAGAUGGAACAUCGUGAUGAUUAUGUCAUUUUCAUUGAUGAGUGUGUGUAAAUGCAGCUGUAAGAGAGUUAUAUAGAUGGAGAAGUGUUGUCUCUAAGCUCUAUUCAUACACUGAUGAGACAGAGAAGAAGCAUAUAGCUUCCUUUAUGCUACAGUCCGUCACUCACAGAUCUUGAAUGGAACAAAUUUAUAUCCUCUUGCCUUUGAGACUACUGAAAAUUUCUUUUCUAGCCUUUCUGAAGCUAGAAAACAUCUAUAGUCUUUACCUCUCCUUCAAGAAACUUGGGCAGUUUGA
This is a messenger RNA of Linum trigynum, 1679 nucleotides long. The record is from the annotation of a GenBank genome assembly. NCBI's taxonomy places the organism in Eukaryota, Viridiplantae, Streptophyta, Magnoliopsida, Malpighiales, Linaceae.